Molecule: messenger RNA, 1470 nt
Organism: Caenorhabditis remanei
Lineage: Eukaryota; Metazoa; Nematoda; Chromadorea; Rhabditida; Rhabditidae
Exons: 12
Coding region: 1-1470 (489 amino acids)
Source: RefSeq, a predicted model, not a curated record
AUGCUGAAGUUCUUCCAGAAAAACCGUCGUCGUAACAGUGAACCGGCUGCUCAUGUUCCUCCGAGGUUUAAUAUUGAUUCAAAUACAAGACAACGAGGAAUGUUGGAAACUACUCCAGUCAACGUGUACGGCAGUUCGAUGGAUCAUGGAUACGAGUCGGGGCCAAGCAUCGACCACUCGCGUCGGAGUUCUUUUGGCAUUCGAGAGAUUUCACUUCCGUCCCGUCGUCGCUACACAAUGCAGUCACGACUUCAAGUUCAGCGUGCCAAUGGUGAUGGAGGAAACCGAAAGACUUCGUAUCAGUAUGGAAUGAAUGCUCCCGGCGGCCAGACUAUGGAAACGGAUGACGAUAAUCUCAAACCAAUGCCAAUGACUCGUAGACGGAUGAGUGUUCCAGAGAAUGUAUUCAGAAGAGCGGAUUUCGCUAUUAUGCGUCCAUGUCGAAUUUUCAGCAACGAAGGCGCAUACGAAGUGCUCUCGGCAUUUGAUCGGCAUUCGGAUCCAUACCACACUUUCAUGAAGUCUAUCACAUGCUAUGACUUGCAGCCAACUCACAGCUCUUUGGUUGUUUUUGAUGGAAAAACAAAGGUCAAAGCAGCGGUGCAUGCUCUUUCUCAACAUGGACACAUUGCUGCAGUUGUCACCAACACUGACAAGUACCAAGCAGAAUGUGUUUUCAAUAUGGGAGACUGUCUCACUGCUAUCCUCUUGGUGGCAUCUGGAAACCGCGAGGUUGCCACCAUGACAUUGGUUGAGUUCUUGAAGGAGAUCGGAUCCGGAAACAUCAUUUGCAGUGGUGUGCAAAACAGCGUCUGGGAAGCUGCUAAUAUCAUUUCACACAACAAAAUUAGCUUCAUUCCGAUUUUUGAUACGAUUAUUCCAAAGCCAGGGACACCACUGUUCUUCUUGACAACUCGUAUGAUUCUUCAGGAGACUGUUCUCAAACUGAGUGACUUUGGAGAUGCGAUUCUUCUUCACGUGCGUCAGGCAACCCUCGAUCAAAAGAAAAUUGGCACGUGGAAUGGCGAUGUCUUGAAGAUUGGUUUGAACACUACCAUCGAGGACACCAUUAAAAUGAUGGCUGAGAAAAAAAUGUCAAGCAUUCCAGUCGUCAAUGAUUUUAACCAAAUCGUGAAUAUGCUUGCAAGAAAGGACAUUAUUUUGGAGAUCAUGAGCCAUCAAGGCGGAAACUUCCACGACAUGCUCAAAGAGCCAGUCAAAAUUCUUCGAUCUCUUCAGAAUCCGUUGGUCUAUGGACGCACCAAUUUCACGGUGUUUGAAACUGUUGCCAAACUUAUAACUUCGGAUAAGAGUUGCUUGCCAAUCAUCGAUGAAGGAAAGCGUAUCUUAGCUGUGGUGUCCUCAAGAGACAUUCUGAGUUACAUUCAAACAGCAGAAAGGACACCAACCGAAGAUAGAUCUUCAUCAAGCAACUCGAGUACAUCUAGUAUGCCAAAAACCGCAAAGUAA